This is a messenger RNA of Penaeus monodon (black tiger shrimp), 1692 nucleotides long. RefSeq names its product carnitine O-palmitoyltransferase 2, mitochondrial-like. Gene Ontology annotation, cellular component: mitochondrion. Gene Ontology annotation, molecular function: carnitine O-palmitoyltransferase activity. Gene Ontology annotation, biological process: fatty acid beta-oxidation. NCBI's taxonomy places the organism in Eukaryota, Metazoa, Arthropoda, Malacostraca, Decapoda, Penaeidae. The record is from RefSeq and is a predicted model, not a curated record.
AUGGGUCUCACCAUUGGGAAGAGGCGGUUUGUGCGACCGUUUCACACGUCUUUUGUGUGCCAGAGUGUUUCUAUUAAAGAUGAUAGCUAUCAAUAUAUCCAAAAGCCCAAGGUUCCUACAAUGCACUUUCAGAAAUCUCUUCUUCGCCUCCCAAUUCCAGAAUUAGAGAAAACCUGUGCACGCUAUCUUCGUUCACAAAAGGCAAUCUUGUCACCUGAAGAAUAUCAGGUAACAGAGAAGGCUGUAGAACACUUCAAGACUGGGGCUGGUUUAGACUUGCAAGAUCAACAUGACAAGGCUAAUAAACAUACCAGCUAUAUAUCAGGACCUUGGUUUGACAUGUAUCUGAGGGACCGUGUUCCUGUCGUACUGAACUAUAACCCUUUUCUUGCCUUCUUGCCUGAAGAGAAACCUGGUUACUCUGACCCAGUCAUUCGUGCUUCAAAUAUCCUUGUUUCAUCAAUGAGGUUCAUGCACACACUUCGUGAGGAGGUAUUGGAGCCGGUGGUAUAUCAUCUGAAUCCAGCAAAAACUGAUAAUCAGCAAUUCCGCAAUAUUGUUCGCUGGAUACCAUCUUUGUUGGAUGCUUUUGUUUUCUUUCUUUUCCAGGUUUUCCCUUUGGAUAUGUCACAAUUUGGCAACCUUUUUAACUCCACACGUAUUCCAGAAUUUGGGAAGGAUAUGAAGUGCAAUCCAGAUGCUCGCCAUAUGCUUAUGAUGAAGAAUGGCCACUUCUAUGUAUUGAUAUAUUUGAUAGUGAUGGUAAACAUUCUGUCUCCAAGCUAUGUACAUGCAUGUGUAUCAUACAUAGCCAGUAGUCAGACCCCACCACCGUUGCACUCUGUGGCCAUUCUUUCAUCUGAAAAUCGAGACACUUGGGCUAAGUGUAGAGCAGAACUUAUAGAAGCAGGGAAUGAGGAAGCCCUGGAUGCAAUUGAUACUGCAGCUUUCAACAUCGUGCUUGAUGAUCAUGAUGUCGGCACGGACCCAGAGAAGUAUCGUACUUUUCUCUAUGGCAAUGGCAAGAACAGGUAUAUGGUUGAUAAGUCAUUCUCUAUAUUAAAACGUGAUGGACAAUCUGCUCUUAACUUUGAGCAUGCCUGGGGUGAUGGAGUAGCUGUGAUGAGUUACUUUAAUGAGGUAGCUAAAGAAAUAAAUGAAAAGCCGUUCAUUCACCCAGAUAGCAAACCAGCAAAUAUUGAUGCCUCACAACAUGUCCGCAGGUUGGAAUUUAACUUGACUCCAAGUCUACAACAAGCCAUUGAAAAUGCAGUUCAGACAUAUGAAGCAAACACCAGUGCCUUGCAGGUUGAUGUCUUGGAGAGUGAUGUAUUUGGGAAAAAUUCAUGCAAAAAACACAAAGUUUCUCCUGAUGCAAUGAUGCAGUUGGGAUUCCAGGUUGCGUAUUACCUCCAAAAUGGAACAACUGUUGCUACAUAUGAAUCAUGCAGCACUUCAGCUUUUAAACAUGGUCGCACAGAAACUGUUCGGCCAGCUACUUUAGAAACUUCAGCAUUUUCAAGAGCAGUGGCAUCAUCCCAACCUCCUAGUAAUGCAGAAUUGAAAAGCAUCAUUAUGGAGUGCUCAAAAGUUCAUGGAAACUUGACCAAAGAAGCAGCAAUGGGUAAGUAUAUACCUAUUACAUUUAUCAUUACAUAUAACCCUCUGUUAUUAUGAGUUCUGUUUUUGUAC